Molecule: messenger RNA, 2137 nt
Organism: Pistacia vera
Lineage: Eukaryota; Viridiplantae; Streptophyta; Magnoliopsida; Sapindales; Anacardiaceae
Product: UDP-sulfoquinovose synthase, chloroplastic
Exons: 3
Coding region: 369-1817 (482 amino acids)
Biological process (GO): glycolipid biosynthetic process; sulfolipid biosynthetic process
Molecular function (GO): UDPsulfoquinovose synthase activity
Source: RefSeq, a predicted model, not a curated record
CCCUUCCUUUACUUGUUUUAGCUUCUCUAUUUUAUUUUAAUGUUUUGUUGAAUAAACAAUUUUAAGAAUGCACUGGGUAUGUGCCAUUUAUAUGGUUGUUUUGUCAUUUAAACUUAAGCUAUCCUGUUUAGGUGCUUUUUUUGAUGUCCCAAGCCGAGGAAAUCCAAAAUUAGCAUUGUCAUCGCUUUUAGGUGGUGUUGUUUAUUCUCCAAUCGCUUCCUCUUACAGAUUUAUGUUAUUGAUAUUUUUAUUAACACAAGUCAAGAGUUUUAUGAAUGUGAGAAGACGGUCAAUAGCAAGUAUUAAGUGUUACAUGACAUUGUUUGAGAGGUUUAUGUGCAAAUUGUUGACUGGAACUAGACUGUAAUAUGGCACAAUUGCUUUCAACUUCAUGCUCUUUGAAAAUCCCUUCUUGGCGCAAACCUUUCUUCCAACCAUUGAACCAAGGUCCAAUUGCAUUUCCUACCUCUUUUACUGUGGAAAUUUCCAAAUCGCCAGUCCAUAGAGUUGUCCUGCCAGGAAAGGGACCACGAAGAAGUUGCACUGUUUACGCAACCUCCACCCCCAUUAGACAAGAAGUCCCAACCCAAUCACGCUCUGGUUUGCAUCAAUCCUCCAAUGAUCCUGCCAAGCCAAAGCGGGUCAUGGUUAUUGGUGGAGAUGGCUACUGCGGAUGGGCCACUGCCCUUCACCUUUCCAACAAAGGUUAUGAGGUUGCUAUUGUUGACAGUCUCAUCCGGCGUCUCUUUGACCACCAACUUGGUCUUGACUCCUUGACUCCCAUUACCUCCAUCCACAACCGGCUCCGUGUUUGGAAAUCUCUUACUGGGAAAACUAUUGAACUCUACAUUGGUGACAUUUGUGACUUUGAAUUCUUAGCAGAAACCUUCAAGUCAUUUGAACCUGAUUCUGUUGUCCAUUUUGGGGAACAGCGGUCUGCCCCUUAUUCAAUGAUUGACAGGUCAAGAGCUGUCUUUACUCAGAAUAAUAAUGUAAUUGGAACAUUGAAUGUUCUCUUUGCCAUUAAGGAAUUCAGGGCGCAGUGUCAUUUAGUGAAGCUUGGGACAAUGGGAGAAUAUGGUACUCCAAACAUUGACAUUGAGGAGGGUUAUAUAACAAUUACUCAUAAUGGAAGAACAGAUACUCUGCCUUAUCCCAAGCAAGCAAGCUCUUUCUACCAUCUGAGUAAGGUUCAUGACUCACAUAAUAUAGCCUUCACUUGCAAAGCCUGGGGAAUCAGAGCCACUGAUCUUAAUCAAGGAGUUGUUUAUGGAGUAAGAACUGAUGAGACUGCGAUGCAUGAAGAGCUUUGCAAUCGGCUAGAUUAUGAUGCAGUGUUUGGGACUGCAUUGAACCGGUUUUGUGUUCAGGCUGCGGUAGGUCAUCCACUUACUGUGUAUGGAAAAGGGGGCCAGACUAGGGGCUACCUUGAUAUAAGAGAUACAGUUCAGUGUGUUGAACUUGCCGUUGCAAAUCCAGCAAAAGCUGGUGAAUUUCGGGUGUUCAAUCAGUUCACUGAGCAGUUUUCUGUCAAUCAACUUGCUGCCCUAGUUACAAAAGCAGGAGAGAAACUUGGGCUUGAUGUGGAAACCAUAUCUGUGCCCAACCCAAGGGUAGAGGCAGAAGAGCACUAUUAUAAUGCAAAGCACACUAAACUCAUUGAGUUGGGACUCAAACCACACCUUCUUUCAGACUCUCUUCUUGACUCACUGCUCAACUUUGCUAUUCAGUUCAAGGACCGUGUUGACUCAAAACAGAUAAUGCCCAGUGUUUCUUGGAAAGAGAUUGGGGCGAAGACAAAGACUGUUGCAGCCUAAUGAAGUCAAGAGGAUUGAAGGUUUUGAAGUAAUAAAGUGUGGUGACCUUAUUGUUUAUCUCUUUUUGUUUGGCAGAUAUUGCUACAGUCUUUGAAAUAUGUAGUCUGUAACAGUAACUGGUCAGCUGCAAUCUAGGGAUUCAUAGAAACGUACUGUUCAGCCCCAAAACAAGGCAACUUAGCUGUACAAGUAACGUACAUCUCCAUUGUCAGAAUAUACGGCUGGAAUCUGCAUAGGACUUUUAUGUUGUUAUAUGAUACUACACAGAUUAAUUUAUAGAUAUAUUUCAUACCCAACGGUUGAACAGUAUUUUAUCUGAA